Messenger RNA from Talaromyces atroroseus, 747 nucleotides. RefSeq lists its product as hypothetical. The transcript is spliced from 3 exons. The coding region runs from base 1 to 747 and encodes 248 amino acids. Lineage: Eukaryota; Fungi; Ascomycota; Eurotiomycetes; Eurotiales; Trichocomaceae. The record is from RefSeq and is a predicted model, not a curated record.
AUGAGCACCAGCCAAUCAGAGCGCGUUGUUGCAGGCAACAACUGUGUAAGCACAGCAGCACCUCAAAGCACCAUCAUGAAGAAAAUGGGCGGUGCCGACGAUGCCGACGACGUCGUCUUCUUCUGGAAGAUCGACCAGGCCUUUUUACAUGAUGUACAGAAAGGCCAUCAUAUUCAACGACAUCGAGAGUGCAGAGAAGAUACUUGCUACGCCCCGUGCAAGUCCUGCCCAGCACAAGAGGAUGGGCAGAAAGGUUUCGAAUUUUGGAGCCGCAGCAGCAAACAUAUGGUCGUGAACGGUAACUUUUACAAGUUUGUGAACAAUCCCAAGCUGAUGCAGAUGCUCAUGAGUACGGGGAACAAAGUGAUCGCAGAGGCUAGCUCCCUCGACAACAUCUGGGGAAUCGGCUUUGACGCCAAUAACGCGAUUAUGCACAAAACACAUUGGGGCGAGAAGAGGCUGAGCAAAUGUCUGACGGAGGUUAGGGAUAUGAUUAGAGACAUGCUUAGCCAGAUAUCCAAUCAUCACCCCGAAGACGGUUAUAGACACAACCACGAGAGUUUUCUGCUACUCCUGCAUUUCCACGGCAUGGAUCAAACCAAAGGAAGUAGAAAGAAACAACCUCAAGAUGAGGAAAAUGAUUACCACCUCUGGGAGCUGCAUGAAGAAGGAGGGCCGGCAUUUGGGCGCAUUGCAAAAGCUUUGGAGUUCAUUAAUCACUGCGUUCAUGUGGAAAUUGAUAGUUAG